AUGGCAGCAUCCAUUCACUCGUCAAUCGGGCAAUCAAGCACACUAGUAGGAUUGGAAACUGAAUCACUAUCAAUGGCAGCUAUACCAGAACCGGCUUUAACAAAGGCCUCCAAGGUUGAGCAUCAUCAAUCAGCACCACCACCUCUCCCUGAAAAGGAUACAAUGCCACCCAAGAAGGAAGCUCGAUUGCAAUUACCAUGGAUUACCAUGUCAAACAACAUGUUCUUCAGUAGUGAUUACUAUGAACCACGGCUGUUUAACGCAUGGAGGAGGCGGAAUGGCUUCUCAAAACCAGUCCACAUUCUCACAAUAAUAAGCAUGACAAUAUGGUUUAUAUUGACUAUCGGCUACUUUGGCUACAUAUCCUUCUUCAUACCACUCGGAUUACGCAUAGUCUCAUACAUUGCAGCAGGAGCCCUAACAGCAAUCCAAGGCUUCUUCAUGUGGACAACCAUGCUAAUAGAUCCGCAAGAUGCAGCAGUAACACAUGCACAUACCCCACGCAAUAUAGAUUAUGUCAAAGUAUCAGGAAUACCCGUCAUUGAUCAAGAAACUCAAAUGUGUGGGAUUUGUAAUGUUAAAGUCGACCAUGAUACCAAACAUUGCAAACCAUGCAAUAAGUGUGUGUCGGGGUAUGAUCAUCAUUGUGGGUAUCUCAAUACGUGUAUUGGUAGACGAAACUACUUCCCGUUCUGUAUUUGCUUGAUACUUGCUGGUGUUGUGUCUGCAUUUUAUGGGGCAGUUGCGUUUUGGGGAUUCUCGUGGUAUUUCAACUCGAGGGAUGCCUUUGAUGCUACCGUGGCAUAUAUGUUCAACUUGAGCACCAACGAUGCACCUCGACAGGAUGUUGUACUUACAGGUAUUCUGGUAUACGGAUGCCUAGCUAUAUUUAGUAGUGUCUCAGUCGUCAACUUGCUCUGCUUCCACUCUAAACUAUGGAUAUUGGGAUUAACGACACUCCGAUACCUUGAAGCAAGAGAGGCAAUAAGAUAUGGAAGCGAACCAAAUCCCUAUGACCCACGCCCAAUUCCAGAAAUAUCUGUGAGCAAAAAGGUCAAGGAACGAUUAGUUAGACCAUCAUCAGACCUAGCUCGGGAAUCAACUCCCAUGGUCUGA
Messenger RNA from Synchytrium microbalum, 1116 nucleotides. RefSeq lists its product as uncharacterized. Lineage: Eukaryota; Fungi; Chytridiomycota; Chytridiomycetes; Synchytriales; Synchytriaceae. Gene Ontology annotation, molecular function: protein-cysteine S-palmitoyltransferase activity. The record is from RefSeq and is a predicted model, not a curated record. Gene Ontology annotation, cellular component: endoplasmic reticulum; Golgi apparatus. The coding region runs from base 1 to 1116 and encodes 371 amino acids. The transcript has 5 exons. Gene Ontology annotation, biological process: protein targeting to membrane; peptidyl-L-cysteine S-palmitoylation.